AGUCGAUUAAUCUCAAUCUUGAUCUUUCCAAGUGUUUUGGCCCCAAUAAACGGCUGAAAAGUGAUUACAGAGUGGAGCAAGUUAUAGUUUUAUUCUAUUUUUCUGUUUUGAAGAUGUGAAGGUGUUUUUACUACUUCUAACAUGGAUAUUUUUUGCAGUGUGUGUGCUCUCCAGAUCCUCCCAGUACUUUCUCAACACUUGCUCUGUGCCGACUCAUCGCCUGAGAAGUCACCGUCCAGUAUAAAACCCGCAGCCAGAAGGAAUUAGACCAGUUCACUUUGAGGUGUUAAAAAAAAACUCGUCGUCCACUUGGGGAUUUUUUUUGAUGGAUCAACAGGUGACUGAUUGCGUAACGGUGAUGCGCGUAAUCCAAACGAGAUAAAGUUCUACCAGGCACAGAUUUACUGUAGGGAUUCCAGUCUUUAAAAAAAGAAACAAGAUUUGGUUUAGGGUUGUUUUUGGCCAAAGAGCUGACCUGUACUUGGCGUUGAUCUCGGCUCGACAUGGCAGAGGGGGACUUCUACACUAUGGGAAACAGGCAGAGGUUUCCCAGGGAUCCGUUUGUAGAAUCACCAUUCAGGGAUCAGUCUCCCUUUAGGGAACAGUCUCCGUUCAGGGAUCAGCUCGCAACGCGGUUUAUUGACGAUGAUGACUUCGGGAUGUCACCUUUUCCCGACGAUCUAGCGAUGGACUGGCCGGGCUGGGCUCGACCGGGCCGGCUAAGCUCACGCCUCAGUCCCUCUCCCUUCAGCGGCGGAUUACGCACAGGUUUCCCCCCACGUCAGUCCACGGGAGGCCCGACAAUGUACACCAGCAGGUUUGGGGAGCCCUCCUCCCGGAGCUCCCCCACUACCACCUCGGGGGAGCCCUGGAAAGUUUGUGUGAACGUCCACAGCUUCAAACCAGAGGAAUUAAACAUCAAAACGAGAGAUGGAUUUGUAGAAGUGUCAGGGACACAUGAGGAGAAGCAGGAAAAAGGAGGCAUAGUGACAAAGAAUUUCACAAAGAAGAUACAGAUCCCGACAGAUGUGGACCCUCUGACAGUCUUCGCAUCUCUGUCCCCUGAGGGCGUCCUCAUCAUCGAGGCUCGGCAGACACCUCCAUAUUACCUGUUCAGUGACGAGGGCUGCGAGGGUGGUGAAAUGCAGGAGGUGGAGGCCCCCAAGCCCCAAAAGGCACCGAUGGUCUAAUCACCGCAGGUCAUCCUGCACAAUCACUUACAGUUUGAUACAAAAUGUGUGGCCUUCAGCUUCAUGUUGCUACAAACCUGGUCAUAAAAUAUGUAGUACUAGAAAGUAUUACAGUACUAGCAAGAUUAACGUACAUAUUAAAGCUGCACCAGGCAAGAUUUUUAUAUUGAAAAUGUAGAUUUUAUAAGCCACUUGACGAGUCUCUACUUCAUGCUAAUGAAGACGCUGCAGAUAUUUUAUUUUAUUUCACUUAGGUUCACAGAGUUCUGGUUCACUUUCCUUUGUACCUACAACUAACAAAUAUUUUCAUUAUUGCUUAAUCUCCCAACAGUUAUCUCAUUUUAUUUGUUUAUUUGUCCAUGAGUACCUUCACAUUUUCCAAAAUUCAAAGGUGACACCUUCAACUAGCUUUUUUUUUUUUUUUUUUUUUUUUUUUUUUUUUUUGCUUGAGUAACAGGGAAGAAUUUAAGGGCAUUGUAAAGAAUGUGGUGAAGUGAAUGAAGUGUUGUAUGUGUUAAAUUUUAAUAUGUUGUGAAUUUGUAUGGCUGCUACCUUGGCCAGGUCCUGGUAAAAUAAAGGUAAGAAUAAAAGGGGGGAAAUCAGGGGGGAAUGUUGAUGUGAAAUCAGUGUCAUUGACAUGUACAUUUCACAUCAACAUUUCUUAGAAUUCAAGCUUAAAGCAAAAACACAGUUGUCCAGAGGAACCAGGGAGAUUUAAUUUUGCCCCCAUGACUUCUUUUACUACAAAAAAGAAACAGACCACCCAGAUGGGUGGUAACCAUGGCUGUGAAGUCAAUAUUAAUCUGAUGUCACAUUUUGUGUUUUCAAACAAUUAUAUGGAGCCUUCAGUGUGCUAACUUAUCUUGUGCAGCUUUAAUAUUGUAUGCAGGUGUAUCCUGAAGUUAUGCAAGAGCUGCUGGGCCACUGAUGCAUUACAAGUUGUAGCAUUCUCAGUAAUUUAAGAUAUAUUAAGGUCAAAUUUAUAUAUUUAUUAACACAUUCAUUUAGUGGAACAAUCUUUGCAUAAAGUAUGUGAUUUCUUUUAAAAAAUUGACAAACUAUUGACUUGGGUGCCUUGUCUUCCUUCCUGUUUAACUUUUGAUCUAAUGAAUGUCAUUUAAACCGACAAGGAAUGAAAGUAAGUCACCUUUUGUUGCUACAGUAGGGGGUGAAUAGUGUGCAUUAAUGCUGUGAUCCACCAAAGUGCAUUGUAAAUAUACUUUAAUAUGUACGAGUUCAUUAUAAAUAUUAAUCUGAAGUGUUCCAGGUUUUGCAACAUGGUUUGCAUUUUUCUUUUCUAUUCGGGAAGGUGACUGCUUGACAGGAACCAACCGACUGACCUGUUAGCCAAAGAUAUUUGUUGCCUGCCUUCUUUUCUCUUGAUGUCUUUGUAUUGGCUGAUGCAAUAAAAAUGUUCAGCCAGUCUCUCAAUGUGUCUUAACAUCUGUGUCUUUUAUUGAGAU
Molecule: messenger RNA, 2653 nt
Organism: Monopterus albus (swamp eel)
Lineage: Eukaryota; Metazoa; Chordata; Actinopteri; Synbranchiformes; Synbranchidae
Gene: hspb8
Product: heat shock protein b8
Exons: 3
Coding region: 504-1190 (228 amino acids)
Biological process (GO): cellular response to unfolded protein
Cellular component (GO): cytoplasm; protein folding chaperone complex; nucleus
Molecular function (GO): protein homodimerization activity
Source: RefSeq, a predicted model, not a curated record